UAUGAUUAAGGCAAUUCUCAUCUGUGUCUUAUUAUUAUCAGUAACAGCAGGACAUGUAAGAAAAACACAUAAAGCAGUUCAUAAUAAAAAAGCUAGAACCUUUAAUAGUGCUUUCUUUGAAUUUGAAAAUUUAGGAGAUAAAGAUUAUCAUUUGAGUGCAAAAGAAGCUUGUAAUUAAUUAAUUAUCUAUAUUCUUUCUUAGAACAUUGGGCACAAAUUACAACAGAAAAAGAGACUUAAACUAAAAAACACACAUCAUUCACAGAAACUCAUUCUGAGUAUGUUCCAGGAAUUGUUGGAGAAAUAGUUGAUCUUUCAAACAAUGCUGGUGUUAUUUCCUAUACAGCCACAGAUAUUAAUGGAAAUAUUCUUGAAUCUGAAACAGGAAAUGAUUUGGCUAGUAAAAUGAAUGCAGCCUAUCUUGAAAUGACUUCCAAAAUUUAGGAUUCAACAGCAUAAAAUCAAUGAG
Paramecium pentaurelia is the source of this 469-nucleotide messenger RNA. NCBI's taxonomy places the organism in Eukaryota, Ciliophora, Oligohymenophorea, Peniculida, Parameciidae. The record is from the annotation of a GenBank genome assembly.